This is a messenger RNA of Etheostoma cragini (Arkansas darter), 921 nucleotides long. It is a transcript of the gene tmem147, whose product is annotated as transmembrane protein 147. The record is from RefSeq and is a predicted model, not a curated record. The coding region runs from base 130 to 807 and encodes 225 amino acids. The transcript has 8 exons. Lineage: Eukaryota; Metazoa; Chordata; Actinopteri; Perciformes; Percidae.
CGUGACAUAGUCGGAAGCAUUUCUAGGUUGAGCCAAGCUAACUUCCGGUUGUCAUUCAACGAGCACGGCAGUUUGCUUCUCCUCAGCUCUUCAAAGACUGUAAGGAGCUGGAUUUUGAGACCAGACAUCAUGACCCUGUUUCACUUCGGGAACUGCUUUGCCCUCGCCUAUUUCCCUUACUUUAUAACGUACAAGUGCAGUGGCCUCUCAGAGUACAAUGCCUUCUGGAGAUGUGUCCAGGCUGGCGCGACCUACCUGUUUGUCCAACUCUGUAAGAUGCUGUUCCUUGCCACAUUUUUCCCCACAUGGGAAGGAGGAGCUGGAGUUUAUGACUUCAUAGGGGAAUUUAUGAAGGCAACAGUGGACACUGCAGACCUGUUGGGUCUCCAUCUUGUGAUGUCUCGUAAUGCCGGUAAAGGGGAGUACAAGAUCAUGGUGGCUGCCAUGGGCUGGGCAACAGCAGAACUUGUGAUGUCUAGGUGCCUUCCUCUGUGGGUGGGAGCCAGAGGGAUUGAGUUUGACUGGAAAUACAUCCAGAUGAGCUUUGACUCUAACAUUAGUUUGGUCCAUUAUAUUGCCAUGGCAGCAGUGGUGUGGAUGUUCACACGAUAUGACCUUCCUAAGAGUUUCAGGCUUCCUGUUACGGUGCUGCUGGCUCUCUGUGUCUACAAGGCCUUCCUAAUGGAGUUGUUUGUCCAUGUCUUUCUGCUGGGCAGUUGGACAGUGUUGUUGGUGAAAGCUGUGCUGACUGGUGCCAUCUCUCUCUGCUCACUGUUCCUUUUCGUCACUCUGGUCCACAGCAACUAAGUACAACUCAGCACCCUGAGAUAAGCCUGCAGCAGUCUUAUUGGUCCCGACCUGACCCGGGUUGUGAUAGAUAGAAGCCGACUCCCUGAUACCUUUUCAGUCUAAAUAUCACCA